Messenger RNA from Scatophagus argus, 2308 nucleotides. It is a transcript of the gene orc4, whose product is annotated as origin recognition complex, subunit 4. The coding region runs from base 196 to 1500 and encodes 434 amino acids. Gene Ontology annotation, biological process: DNA replication; DNA replication initiation. The record is from RefSeq and is a predicted model, not a curated record. The transcript is spliced from 14 exons. Gene Ontology annotation, molecular function: ATP hydrolysis activity; DNA replication origin binding. Gene Ontology annotation, cellular component: nuclear origin of replication recognition complex; nucleus. NCBI's taxonomy places the organism in Eukaryota, Metazoa, Chordata, Actinopteri, Scatophagidae.
ACAUGCUGUGCGUCAGAGCGCGUUUCCAUCACAGCGUGUUCCAUUCUGAGCCUCAGCCAAUCAGAGCCGGGGAAUCGCUCAAAGCAGGAAGUCGUCAUUCUGGCAGAGCAGUGUUCCCGCGAAGAUUGAGAGCUCUCGCCGGUUUGUCACGGACCCCUGGAAGUCCCUGCACCACAUUUUGGGUACCACUGCACGAUGAGCAAGAGGAAGGUGGAAGAUGCUCAUUUGCCAGCAGGAGAAUGCAUCACACAGCUUCAGGACAUUUUAAGGAAGCGGUUCUGCCGUCAGGAGCUCCCCGUCAGGCCGGAGGGAGUGCAGGCUCAACACAAACACCUCCUCGAGCUGCUGAAGCGGACGGCCGUCCACGGGGAGAGUAACUCGGUGUUAAUCGUCGGUCCGAGGGGAGCAGGAAAAACAAUGCUGCUGAAGUGUGUGUUGAGAGAUCUUGUGGAGGAAAAAGAUGUGCAGAAAAACCUGCUGCAGGUUCAUCUCAGUGGGCUCCUGCAGACUGAUGACAGAAUAGCACUAAAAGAAAUAACGCGGCAGCUCCACCUGGAAAACGUUGUUGGUGACAAAGUGUUUGGAAGUUUUGCAGAGAAUUUGUCUUUCUUGCUGGAGGCGUUGAAGAGAGGCGAUCGCAGCAGCAGCCGCCCGGUGUUGUUCAUCCUGGAUGAGUUCGACCUGUUUGCCCAUCACAAGAACCAGACGCUGCUCUACAACCUGUUUGACGUCUCCCAGUCCGCUCAGGCUCCCAUCGCUGUGGUUGGCUUGACCUGCAGACUGGAUGUUUUGGAGCUGUUGGAGAAGCGGGUAAAGUCCCGAUUUUCCCACCGUCAGAUCCACCUGCUGAGCAGCCCGACGUUCCCUCAGUACCCGGAUCGGGUCCGAACUCAACUCAGCCUCCCAGACGAGUUCCCCGACAGCAAGUUCGCUCAGGACUGGAACGCCAGCGUAAAGACUCUGUGUGAGGACAAAUCAGUUCAGGAGGUUUUACAGAGACACUUCAACUCCAGCAAAGACUUCCGUUCGAUGCACAUGCUGCUGAUGUUGUGUCUGAGUCGUGUGUCCGUAGCCAAACCUGCCAUCAAACCCGCAGACCUGCUGGAGGCCAGCAGACUGUAUUUUGCUGACGCCAAGGCGAAUAUGCUCCACGGUCUGUCCAUCUUGGAGCUGUGCCUGAUUAUCGCCAUGAAACACCUCAACGAUGUCUACGAAGGAGAGCCGUUCAACCUCCAAAUGGUUCACAACGAGUUUAAGAAGUUCCUGCAGAGGAAGUCGAACUCCAUGUACAACUUUGACCAGCCUGUCAUCCUGAAGGCCUUCGAGCACCUGCAGCAGCUGGAGCUGAUCCGGCCGGUCGACAGCUCCUCGGCCAAAACUCAGAGGGAAUACCAGCUCAUGCGGCUGAUGCUGGACCACAGUCAGAUCAUGGAGGCCCUGCAGAAGUACCCCCAAUGCCCCACUGAUGUCAAGCAGUGGGCCAUGUCGGCGUUCGGCUAAGAUUCUGCAUGCAUACGGAAACAAGCACGACAGCUUGAAGCAGAGACCAAAAUGAAACAUCUCUGACCUGACUCAGGGAGAAAACAUGGCAGCCAGCAGUGCACGUGUGUGAAGGAAUAUACAGAGUAGAAUGUGACUGAAAAGCCACUUUGGAAGCCAUUUUUCUUUUUCUAAAUAAAGUCCUCUGUUAACUAAUAAAUAUCAAACCAUUGAUGCACAGCAGAUUUACCAGAAACUAUUUGAAUGCAAAGACUGAAAACCUGUCAACUGUAUUUAGGAGAACUUGGCUACAAGUCCAGCUGUGAUCGAGCGGAUCACCAUAACUGCUCCAGCUGUGUGUGAAGUCACAAGUGAAUCUUCAGUUAGACUUCCUGCGAGCCGAGAUCUGUUAAGAUUAUUUUAAAAUGAUUGGACUUCAUGAGUAAUCCUCUGUUGGAAAAUUGUUUCUUGAAUUUCACCUUUAAAAAAAAGUCUGCAGUUUGUCUGCUGAAUGCUGCCAUCUAGUGGCGAUAGUCUGCACUCAACAUUAAGCUGGGGACAGGAAGUACAAAAACACUCACUAAAUAAUGGAUGUUAAAGCUUCUAAAUGUGCAUGUGAUAUUGAUCAGUGGUUCAAUCAUGACAGCGUGAUGCCCACAUGAGAGAAGAUCACAUGACCCUGCACAGACUGUACUUAAAUGCAGUUAACAGGUCUAUUAUUAACAUCUUCUUUAAUUUCCAUAAAUUGUUUUAUUUCCUGAGUAUUUUGUAAUACAGUCUUGUGGUUUUUCAUGAUAAUUAAACAUAUGGUUUUAUACUGUCUGGUACC